Dromiciops gliroides (monito del monte) is the source of this 8984-nucleotide messenger RNA. It is a transcript of the gene HDAC4, whose product is annotated as histone deacetylase 4. Gene Ontology annotation, biological process: chromatin organization; negative regulation of transcription by RNA polymerase II. The coding region runs from base 394 to 3711 and encodes 1105 amino acids. Gene Ontology annotation, cellular component: histone deacetylase complex. The record is from RefSeq and is a predicted model, not a curated record. Lineage: Eukaryota; Metazoa; Chordata; Mammalia; Microbiotheria; Microbiotheriidae. Gene Ontology annotation, molecular function: histone deacetylase activity. The transcript is spliced from 27 exons.
GUGGGGAGCGAGCCAGUGCCCGAGCGUCCCAGCUCCGCCGCCGCCUCCGCAGCCCGGCCCGGCCUGCUCCAAGCCCGGAGCCCGGAGCCGCCGCCGCCGCCGCCGCCGCCGCUCCGAGCGCCGCCCCGGGCCCGGCCCGCCCGGGGAGAUGCGGCCCCAGAGGGAGGCGAUGCCAGAGCCGCGGCCGCCGCCCCGGAGUCCGCCCCGGUCCCGAUUCUGAAAGCCUGCUGAGACCCUGGGCUGCUCCUUCGGGCUGCUCGGACAUGCCCUAGCCUCUCUCCAGCCUGUCUGCGCUCCUGUGUGAUGGUGGCCCGUUGGCUCUGCUUGGAGCUGCUGCCACCGUGGGCUCUUUGAUCUCUUUUGAAUCGCCUCCUGGACUUACCCGUGCUCGCGAUGAGCUCCCAAACCCAUCCAGAUGGACUUUCUGGCCGAGACCAGCCAGUCGAACUGCUCAACCCACCAAGAGUGAACCACAUGCCUAGUACCGUGGAUGUGAGCCCGGCGCUGCCCCUCCAGGUGGCCCCCUCCGCCGUGCCCAUGGACCUGCGGCUGGAUCACCAGUUCUCGCUGCCCGUGACGGAGCCCACGCUCCGCGAGCAGCAGCUGCAGCAGGAGCUGCUGGCCCUGAAGCAGAAACAGCAAAUUCAGCGGCAGAUCCUCAUCGCCGAGUUCCAGCGGCAGCACGAGCAGCUCUCGCGGCAACACGAGGCCCAGCUCCAUGAGCACAUCAAGCAGCAGCAGGAGAUGCUGGCGAUGAAACACCAGCAGGAGCUUCUAGAGCACCAGCGGAAACUGGAGCAGCAUCGGCAGGAACAGGAACUGGAGAAGCAGCAUCGCGAGCAGAAACUGCAGCAGCUCAAGAACAAGGAGAAGGGCAAAGAGAGUGCCGUGGCCAGCACCGAGGUGAAGAUGAAACUUCAGGAAUUUGUCCUCAACAAGAAGAAGGCCCUGGCGCAUCGCAAUCUGAACCACUGCAUCUCCAGCGACCCUCGCUACUGGUAUGGGAAAACUCAGCACAGCUCCCUGGACCAGAGCUCACCCCCGCAAAGCGGGGGCCCCGCGGCCUACAAUCACCCCGUGCUGGGAAUGUACGACUCCAAAGAUGACUUUCCUCUUAGAAAAACAGCAUCUGAACCCAAUCUGAAAUUACGAUCCCGGCUAAAGCAGAAAGUGGCCGAGAGACGGAGCAGCCCCCUCUUGCGUAGGAAAGAUGGCCCAGUGGUGACCGCCCUUAAAAAGCGUCCAUUGGAUGUCACAGACUCUGCGUGCAGCAGUGCCCCCGGGUCAGGACCCAGCUCCCCCAACAACAGCUCCAACAACGUCAGUGCCGAGAACGGGAUUGCGGGACCGGUCGCCAGCAUCCAGGCAGAGACCAACCUGGCUCACCGGCUGGUGACCCGUGAAGGCUCCGUGACGCAGCUGCCCCUCUACACAUCGCCCUCCCUGCCCAACAUCACACUCGGCCUGCCCGCCACCGGCCCUUCCAGCGGUGCAUCCGGACAGCAGGACGCUGAGAGGCUCACGAUUCCGGCCCUCCAGCAGCGACUCUCCCUCUUCCCCGGCACCCACCUCACCCCCUACUUGAGCACUGCAGCCUCCGCCCUAGACCGGGACGGGAGCAGUGCGCACAGCCCUCUUCUGCAGCACAUGGUGCUCCUGGAGCAGCCGGCGGCCCAGACGCCCCUUGUCGCAGACUGGUGUCUUCCAGGCCUGGGAGCGUUGCCCCUCCACACACAGUCCCUGGUGGGUGCCGACCGGCUGUCCCCGUCCAUCCACAAGCUACGGCAGCACCGGCCCCUGGGGCGCACACAGUCGGCCCCCUUGCCCCAGAACACCCAGGCCCUGCAGCAGCUGGUCAUCCAGCAGCAGCACCAGCAGUUCCUGGAGAAACAUAAACAGCAGUUUCAGCAGCAACAGAUGCACCUUAACAAGAUGCUCCCCAAGGCUGCCGAGCAAGCGCGCCAGCCCGAGAGCCACCCCGAGGAGACAGAAGAGGAGCUGCGGGAGCACCAGGCGCUCCUGGAGGAGCCGUACCCCGAGCGGCUGCCGGGCCACAAGGAGGCCGUGCAGGUGAAGCAGGAGCCCCUGGAGAGCGACGGGGAGGAGGCCGAGGCAUCACCCCACGAGGCUGAGCCAGGCCAGCGGCAGGCUGAGCAGGAACUGCUCUUCCGCCAGCAAGCCCUUCUGCUCGAACAGCAACGCAUCCAUCAGCUGAGAAACUACCAGGCCUCGAUGGAGGCCGCGGGCAUCCCCGUCUCCUUCAGCGGCCACCGCCCCCUGUCCCGAGCACAGUCUUCCCCUGCGUCAGCCACUUUCCCCAUGUCUAUGCAGGAGCCCCCCACCAAGCCAAGAUUCACGACAGGCCUUGUGUAUGAUACCUUGAUGCUGAAGCACCAGUGCACCUGUGGAAACACUAACAGCCACCCCGAGCACGCUGGCCGCAUCCAGAGCAUCUGGUCCCGGUUGCAGGAGACAGGCCUGCGCAGCAAGUGUGAGUGCAUUCGGGGACGGAAGGCGACGCUGGAGGAGCUGCAGACGGUCCACUCGGAGGCCCACGCCCUGCUCUACGGCACUAACCCCUUGAACAGACAGAAAUUGGACAGUAAGAAACUUCUAGGUUCCCUAACGUCCAUGUUCGUCAGGCUCCCUUGUGGCGGUGUUGGGGUGGACAGCGACACCAUCUGGAAUGAAGUGCAUUCCUCCGGGGCCGCCCGCCUGGCCGUGGGCUGCGUGGUGGAGCUGGUCUUCAAGGUGGCCACGGGAGAGCUGAAGAACGGCUUUGCUGUCGUCCGGCCCCCCGGCCACCACGCAGAGGAGAGCACACCUAUGGGCUUUUGCUAUUUUAAUUCCGUGGCGAUCGCUGCCAAGCUUCUGCAGCAGAGGCUGAAUGUGAACAAGAUCCUCAUUGUGGACUGGGAUGUCCAUCAUGGUAACGGGACCCAGCAGGCCUUCUACAACGACCCCAAUGUUCUCUACAUCUCCCUCCAUCGCUACGAUGACGGCAACUUCUUUCCUGGCAGCGGAGCCCCUGAUGAGGUCGGCACGGGACCCGGAGUUGGCUUCAACGUGAACAUGGCAUUCACCGGAGGCUUGGACCCGCCCAUGGGGGACACAGAGUACCUAACUGCCUUCCGGACAGUCGUCAUGCCCGUGGCUAACGAAUUCGCCCCCGAUGUCGUGCUGGUUUCGUCCGGUUUCGAUGCUGUGGAAGGCCACCCUACACCUCUGGGUGGCUACAAUCUGUCAGCAAAGUGUUUCGGGUACCUGACGAAGCAGCUCAUGGGACUGGCCGGCGGCCGCAUCGUGCUAGCCCUGGAAGGAGGUCACGACCUGACGGCCAUUUGCGAUGCCUCAGAAGCAUGUGUUUCUGCUUUGCUGGGAAACGAGCUGGAUCCUCUCCCAGACAAGGUCUUGCAGCAAAGGUCAAACGCCAAUGCGAUCCACUCUAUGGAAAAAGUCAUCGAAACCCACAGUGAGUAUCUUCUGGUAAUGUCGGGUCCCUGCAGCGCUUUCCUCCACGGUGGGUAUUCUCUGCUCGAGGCCCAGAAAUGUGAGAAUGAAGAGGCAGAGACUGUUACCGCACUGGCCUCGCUGUCUGUGGGGGUCAAGCACGCCGAAAGAGGUCAGAUGAUGAGCCUAUGGAAGAGGAACCGCCCCUGUAGCCUCCGGCUCGAAUCUGCUGGUCUCUCGUUUGUGCGUCUUUUGUCUUGAAGCUCUGCCAAGAAAAUUCCUCGUUGCUCCUGCGUCCUGUCAGGGUGUUCUCCCAGAAUACAAAAGGACAGCCAGGUGUGACACAACAACAGGACUGGUCUUUCUGGAUAUGGAAACCAGGUCUUUCUGCAUCUCCAGACCUCUAGAUAUCCAUAUAGAUAUAUAUCUACAUCCCUAGAUAUAUAGACACGGGCGCCGAGCCCCCCCCCACCCGCCAGACAUCCAUGGCCUAUGGGCAUCGACCACGGACCCGCUGGGGAGCGCAGACACACGUGAGACACGCGUGGAGCCAGGCGCUCUUUCUCCACUCCGCAGUGGGGACCCUAGAGGAGAAAGCAGCCGGUGGCGGCUUUGGGCGGACAGGCCACGUGGUGUGAAAACAGACAAGGGCGGCCGCAAAGGAGACCCACGUUUCAAAGCUCUAAUAACACAGAAAACAAACUUUGUUAAAACUGGUGCUUAAGGUUUGAUUACCCACAAUUCCGCAGUCUCCGUUGAAACCACUCGACUCAUCGUGUAGCUUGUUUGUUUUUUUAGACAAAUAAAAGGAGAAAAAAGCAAAGGGGGGAAAGGGUUGAUGCCUCUGCCUGUGGGGGAGUCGGAAACAUCCUCGACAAGCCCUGAUGAUGCUCGAGGGUGGGUUUUUACCGGGGAGGGUGGGGGGCCCAGAAGACUCAUCUCUCUCUCUUUUUUAAUAGAACAAAAACAGGAAAAAUCAUGAGUGCCCCCGGGAGGAGUCGGGCUUUAGCUUUUCAAAGCCGCCUGAAGAUGAGAGUUUGUGCCUUUUUUUCAAUUGAUCUGAUGGAUUUGGUGUGGCUGAUUUUUCAGAAGUUUGAAGGACAAUGCCUUAAGUUUAAAAGAAAAGAAAAAGCAGGACUCUGUGGAGCGACUUCCUCUAGCUGACGGAGCCAAGACCUGCCAGCAAGCCCAGAGCGAGGGAGAGUGAGCGGGAGCGAGCAGGAGCCUCUGGCCUCUGCUCACAUGAGGACUGAAAGCAAGCCAGCCUCCCUGCUGCGGCUCCAGAAUUCUCUCCCGAUUUGGGGAGCAAUGGGGCGGGGGGGGGGGGCGUUGUUUGGGUUUUUGUGGUUCUAUUUCAUUUCAUUGCUGUUUAAGACAAAUUAAGGGAGUUGCCCCCAAAGUGGCAAAUACUGUUGGGUGUUUUGAAGUCUGACAAAUUUUCAACAAUCCGAGGCGUUUUCUUCCCGGCAUUGAUUCUCUAACAGUCGAACGCAGCAGUUUGGUUGUUGACGCAUGUAAUAGACACAUUUGCAGUUUUAAGAUUGGGUGCUUUUUUCCCUGAGAGCAAACUAGCACGAGGUAUUGCUUCAAUUGUAGGUAUAAAUAGAUAGAUAUAUAUAUAUAUAUGUAUGUAUGUAUAAUGUAUAUUCCAAAUGUACUCCAAGCUUAGAAACUUGAUUCUUAUGAAAUCUUGAUAAAAUAUUUAUAAUGCAUUUAUAGAAGAAAUAAAAGGUAAAUAUAAUCAAUGCAGAUUGUAAAAGUCACCUUUGAAAGGUCCCUAGCCAACGGUUACCUUGUGAAUUGGACCAGAGUGGUGCUGAGGGAAAGAGAGAGUUAGACUGGCUUCAGUUCACCAACACAGUAGCCACUGGGCAACUACCCGCCACGUCUGCAUUUUCAUUUCAGGUUCUGUUUGUUUUGUUGGCUUUCUUUUCUGACAGGACCUCUGACCCCCCCUCUUUGCACACAUACACACAAUGAGUUUGGGGGGUUUUGGGGGGGGAGGUUUGAUAGCAAGAACUAGAGAAAUUUGUUGUUGAUUUUUGUAUCAGUUGUUUCCAAUCCGGAAGAAACCUCGUUUGUGUGGAUUUUACAUUUUUUCUCCAUGACUAAUAAUGAUGUCAAAAGGCCUUUCUUGCCUCCGUCCUUGCUUGUACAUUUUUUUUAACUUUUUAACGUCUUGGUUUUUUUAUUAUCAUGGGGGGGAGGGGGUUAGUUUUUGUACAGUCAGCAUCUUUUUGCCAGGCUGAGGAGACUUUACAGUUUAGAGUUUGUUUUCGUAAAGGGAGCAUUUAAUGAACAGAGGGGCUGGUCGGGCUCACUUGUGGACCGAUACCCGCCAAGGUCUAUUCUCCAAAGGAGCGGGGUGUUUUUUACCUUCCCCAUCAUCAUGUUGGACAGGGCCUCCCUUCACUGUCACGGCUGUAUAGAGCUCCUCUGGGGAAGACUUGUCAACCUUCCUUGAAACACCAUUGUUGAGAUCGAAUUGAACUCUUGUUCUCCAGAGAUCUUUGGGAAAAAAUGCUUCUGAGAAUGUUGAACUAGGCGAGGAGUGUGGUUUUUCCAUUUUUUUUUUUCUUUCUGCCAUCUGGUUUAGACCCUCACUAGGAAGCACCAGAUGAUUCCUGGAGGAUGGGUGUGUACGAGACCGAUUGGCACACGGACUUUUUUUCUUUUCCAAAGCCUAUAGAAUAGUACAAUUCACUCCUCUGGACAAGCCGUGUUUUCGCUUUCUUUUUUUGUGACAUUUGAAGUCGCCAUUUUCAUUCCAAAAUUGAUUGAAUUCAGACUUGUGGAAAGAAUUUGAAACUCCGAGGGGGGGCUGGGAUGGUCCCCUCUCUGAAGGGGCAGCCAAGGAAUUUUCUGACCUUGUUCAGCUUUUUCCGAUCCACACUAACGGCAUGGGACGAUUUCUUCGUUUAUCCUUGAGCCUUAGACCUGCACGCAGCCGAGUGAGAAGGUCAAGGUUUGGGUGCUGAAAGAAAAGGCCCCCUUUGCCCCAAGUGGGCGCCCCUUCUUCUCCAUAGGUCUAAACCCUAGUCUGACUUCUUGGGGCUGCUCGGCCUGGGUUUGGUUUUAUUUUGAGGCUUUCAGAUUUUGGGGUUGGGGGGGGCAGAGGAAAGGAAGGAAUCAUUUCUUCUCCUCUGGCGUAGGAAGGCCGAAGGCUCCCCCCGCCCCUUCCCUUUUCUCAGACUUUCCAAGCUCUCCUCUGGAGCACAGCACUCAGUGUCGGCAGCAGGGGGGAUUUUUGUCGGGGUUCCCUCCUCCCUGCAAGCAGUUACAGGAGAGAAAACAGUUGUUUGUCAUUUUUACAAGAUGCUGGGGAUAACCGGGACCUUUCUGUGGCCACUUGUUAUUCUUGGACUUUGUGCUAUUUAUUGCAUGUUGCAAAGCCCCAUCCAGUGAAACCCCCCUAGGUUUGUCCUCCUCCUUCGGCCCCAGGCGAUCUGUUUCAAGAAUUGAUUGUUUCACUUUGGUUUUUCUCUUUGGGCGGGGGUGGCCCGCACUUGGCCUUUCUGCUGGCUCCCCUUCUCCCCGUCUGACCACAACUGUCGCUGGCCCAUGGAUGGAGCUUCCUUUAGCUCUCCACUCUCAUGCCAACCCCAUUUCUCACUUGCACCUUUGCUGAGACUCCUGGGGCAUUUUCCAAAUGUCGGUCCACAGGGUGGGUGAGUGAGCACUUUACUGGCCCCUGGGGCGAGGGCUGGGGGUCCCUGCUGGCGCUCCUGGAACAGCUCGGGUGGCUUGUGGCCACGGUCCCCAUCUGUCCUUUUCAUUAUCCCGGCCCGGAGCCUGCCCCCCCCCCCAGGAUGUGCCUGAGCUCCACCAGCAGGAGCACCGACCCAUUUCGACCCGGUUGGGGCCGAUCAGUGGCCGCUCCCCCCGCGUUGGUGUUCAGCGGGCCCUGGUUUAAAAGGGCCCCUCAUCAAAGCCAUUCUGCUUCUCCUGUUUCUUACCUUUUAUCCCUCUAUCUGUUUGGAGAAGGAGGUGGGGGGGUUUCUUUUAUUCCGUGGUCUCAGACAGACCCAGAAGCUGCAAGGGCAGGUUUGCAGGACCCCCCCCCCCCAGCCCCUGCUAGGGAGGGGCUGGGGAGGCCGAUUGUUUUUCAGCUUUGUUUUUAUUUUCGAUAUAGAACAUUCCUUUGUAUUCGUCACAGUCAUGUAUUCAUUCCAUUCUGCUUUUUGUAAACUUUGGGGCCCACGUGUUUUACGGGCAUUGAUAUAUAUAUAAAUAUAUAUAAAUAUAUAUGAAUAUAUUUUUUUAAGUUUCCUACACCUUGAGGUUGCAUGGUCUGUAAGGUUGGCAUGUCUUUCUAUUGUACACAGAUUUUGCACGCCAGACUUGGCAGCUUUGGGGAAAAAAACAAAAAAACAAAAAAACAAAACCUGUUUUUUUCCCCCUCUCGUGGCAUUUGCAGAUUUUGUAAAAGGUGGGACAUUUUCUGUAAAGCAAAAUAUGGACAGAGAGUUGGGGGGGGGUUGCGUCUUACUGAACUUAUUCUGAAGAAUUUGUGCUUUUUGUUGUAAGAAAAAUAAAAGGACUACUCAAACCUUUGUCAUUUUAAGGAAAGAGUCUAUGAGCACUGGUGACAGCCCAAUAAUAGAGUUUAUUGUAUUGAUGUGGAAACAGUGUUUUGGAGAAACUAUGCUAAAUGCAAAAUGGAAACUGCCUGGGUUCUUCAAGGAUGUUUUUCUUUCGGGGCUGGGGGGAAGGGAGGGGGGAGAGACGUGGUUUUGGUUUGUUUUGUUUCAUUUCCUUUCAAGGGGUGAGUGAAUGCAACCCUUUCUCGACGACUGGACUUUGUUUGGACAAAAAAACAGAAAACAAAAAAAAAAAACUUGACGUGGAGCCUAAAGAGUUAACUUCUUAGCGCCCCUCCCCCCUUUUAAAAGUGACUUUUAGAUGACGUUAUUGAUCGAUCUCACGUUCCGAUAAACAGUCGAGGACUGUGUGAGCAACACUGUGGUUUAAAGUUUUAUUCUAUCGACUGCAUUGUAAGGAAACCCAAAGUUUCUUCAUUGUUCUGAAGCCAGCGGCUUCCCUUUGUCUUUGAUGUUGAUUUUCAAAGUAUCCUAUUGAAAGAAAAAGGAAUCUAACAUUUGUGUGUGUGUGUGCUCCAUAGUGGAGGUGCUAGUUUCCAUUUAUGGGGAUGACAAACUUAUAUAUAUAUAUAUAUAAUAUAUAUAUAUAAAAGGGGGGUCGAAGCAUUACUCGCCCGAGAGCUUAUUACCGAUCUAUAGUAUCCAAAGCUGUAUCUAUAUUAUAUUCUCCAUGCUCAGAAUGACGUCACCAUUGGUAGCAGCUACCACUUUCUCUGUCAGCCAGACACCAUCUCCCUCUUAAUUGUGCGGAAGGGGGGCGGGGCGGCGGCGGCAGCGGGGUUCUUUGUGCUGACCUCUGCCUUUGGCCCUUGCCUCUGCUCAGUAGACCCGGAGGUCGGUCUCGGUCUCGGUCUCGGUCUCGGUCUCGGUCUCUCUCUCUCUCUCUCUCUCUCUCUCUCUCUCUCUCUCUCUCUCUCUCUCUCUCUCUUUCUC